Molossus molossus (Pallas's mastiff bat) is the source of this 1781-nucleotide messenger RNA. RefSeq names its product CMRF35-like molecule 7. The transcript has 4 exons. Lineage: Eukaryota; Metazoa; Chordata; Mammalia; Chiroptera; Molossidae. Gene Ontology annotation, cellular component: plasma membrane. Gene Ontology annotation, molecular function: transmembrane signaling receptor activity. Bases 134 to 718 code for a protein of 194 amino acids. The record is from RefSeq and is a predicted model, not a curated record.
GAGUUAGAGAAACUCAAAAGCAGUCUGGACAAGCAGAAGGUGCCAGCCAGGGCUCAGGCAGAGCUUCGAGUGCCAGCCUCCGAGGGUGCUCUCCAGUUGCAGGUCAGAGGGCCGAGGAGCCUGGAGCAGGACCAUGUGGCUGCCCUCAGCUCUACUUCUUCUCAGCCUCGCAGGCUGUUUCUCCAUCCAAGGCCCAAAGAUGGUGAGAGGCCAGGAGGGGAGCUCAGUGACGGUGCAGUGUCGCUAUGAGCCCGGCUGGGAGACCAACAAGAAGUGGUGGUGCCGAGGAGCUUACCGGCGUUCCUGCCGGAUCCUCCUUCAGACCACGGGAUCCCAGCAAACAGUGCGGAAAGACCGGGUGGCCAUCACAGACAAUCAGAAUGACCGCGUGAUCACGAUAACCAUGAAGGACCUCCGGCAAGAUGACCAAGACACCUACUGGUGCGGGAUUAACAGGAUUGGAACUGACCGUGGGGCGCCGAUUACAGUGACCAUCGGCCCAGAAAAUCUGCUCUCCGGGACAACGGCCAACACAUACCCAGGGGUGUCCUCCAGCUCCCACAGGCGGAACCACUACAUGCUCCUGGUGUUCGUGAAGGUGCCCAUCCUACUCGCCUUGGUUGGCGCUAUCCUCUGGUUGAAGUGGUCUCCGAGGGUCCCCAUGCAGCCUGCCUACAUGGACUUGUCCUUUGACCUGACUGAAGACACAGCGCCUUAGGCAGGUGGAUGAGAGACACUUUCUGCCCUAGACCGAAUUUCCAGGGAGACACAGACGGAGGAAUACUCCGGAGACCCCUGGAUUCCCUGCUCUGCACGGCUCAGGGACAUAGCUCGGACCCCUCCUGAAGCGUCCUCGUGGCCUGGAGGGACAGCACCUUGUUCCCACUCCGGGGAGAAAGCAGCCCACCCCACCCCACCAGGGCUCGGGGCCUGUGGUCGGGAGCUGUUGGGACGGAGCCCAAGUUCGAACAGUUGUGUCCUCACUACUGGGGGACCUCGGCACAGCGCUGGGGACCAAAGCACAGACAGAAGCAGCAGGAAGGCGAGAGGAGAGACAGACGGCCAGGCCCUGGUCCCUGUCGUUCCUGAGACCAGUUCCACACCCUCUAUGCCUGGGCUUCUGCUCUAUGCAUACGUUUUUAAAUGUUUUUUCUUCUUUAGCUAAUCUAGUUGGGUUUUGAUGGUUCUUGCUAGUGAGAACACCGACACACACACACACACACGCACACACACGGAGGGUGAUUUUGUGGCGAGUCCCUGGUUCUGGGGCCUGAGAGACGGAUGUCCCCUCUGCCCCGGGAGGACACUGCUCUGAGUACACGGGGCUGAGGAGGGAUGGGGAGCCUCGCUGGGGGGUGCGAUGCUGGCCUUCCUCCUCCUCACCCUGCUCCCAAGCCCCUGUUCCCCCCCACGCACAUCUCAGGGGCUGGGGCCAUGAUUUGGGGGUCUCGCCUGUGCUUCCCCACUCAGCACCGCGGCUCAGUCUCCCGGGGGGCUGCUGGGCCUCAGGAACUGCCUCAAGGCCAGGGAGGAGGGUCAUAAAACAGGAAAAUGGUGUUGUUUCUUGUAAGUAACGUUCAAAUAAGGUUCAUUAAACUGUCGGAGGAAAACACACCCUUGGACUCGGUCACUUUGUGCCACACGGGUCCGUGGGUCCUCCCACCAAAGGGAGCGUCCCAUUUGCAAGGGGCCCCCCAAGGCAAACAUCCACGGAGGCGCCCUUUGGGAAUCUGUCCCUUCGGCUUUUUCUGUGCCCGGCUGUGUUGAGGUGUCAUCGACAC